Molecule: messenger RNA, 4951 nt
Organism: Pieris napi
Lineage: Eukaryota; Metazoa; Arthropoda; Insecta; Lepidoptera; Pieridae
Exons: 11
Coding region: 64-2451 (795 amino acids)
Biological process (GO): protein ubiquitination
Cellular component (GO): Cul4-RING E3 ubiquitin ligase complex
Source: RefSeq, a predicted model, not a curated record
ACAAAAAUAUGAAGAUCGAGUUCUCAAAUCUCAAUAAAAAUUAAAAAACUCAAACAAUAGAAAAUGGAUUCUUCAGAAGCGGAGGAGUCUGAAAAUUUAAAUUUUAAGCAUGGUUUUUCUAAUUUUAAUAAUCAAACAUCAAUCACAAAUAGUAAAAAUAAUAUUAUACAUAAGUUAUUUAAUAGAGAGGUAUAUGGUAGUACAUCUAAAAAGUCGAAUGAAAGACAUCGUAAGGUAUUAGACAGGAUACCAGCGCGCCUGCGGUUCUGUCUGAUGGACAUUGUUCCUAUAGAAUGUUUAAGAAACCACAUAUUCAUGGGAUUUUCGCAAUGUGGACAGUUCCUUCUUAGUUUCACGUUUAGCAGUAGAACACGAGGAUUUGAAGAGAGUACCAAGUACACAUUACAUUUCCUCUCAUGGGUGCCUGGGAAGUUAGUGAAGCCAGUACAUAGUGUGCCUCUUUUUGGAGACGAAUGUGUGGACAGCAACAUCACAAUAUCUAUGGCUCAGUGGAGGCAUAAUACUAGUGUUUUAGUUGUCUAUGGCAUUGCGAAACAUGAUUUAUGUUCUGAUAGAUCCUACCUCAGUGUUAUUGGAGUACCUCAAUUAGGAUGUAGGAAAUGUUCAUCUAUGUCUAAAGAAGAUGACCUCAGCUGGGGUCAACGUUGCUUAGAACACAACUUUGCCAUUCACACAAAAUUCUUUUGCACAUCGGAUAGUAAUAUAUAUGAACCAGUAGUACACCUAGCAUAUUCAAAUCAAAUUGUGAUAUACACAGACUUUAUACAUGUUCUAGAAAUAGACUUUGUUAAGCCGGACCAUGAUAAAAUAGAUAACCUUGAAGAGAGAGUUGCUGUAGAUAGAGAAGAAAAUAGUUUGGUGGAUAGUAAUCCUGCUACACCACCUUCUGAUUUUUCUGCUCCGUUCCUCUCUCCGAAAUACCAGACCAACGUAGUGCAGAAUAUACUGGCAGAUUUUUCCGACUUAGAAAUGGAGCCAAAUCAAAUAUCACGGCCGGUUUAUCUACCUGAUAUGAUGGGCCAAGAACUUUGCAUACAAGCAUCUUCAAUAUCACACUAUCUAAUGGAGGAAUGGGAGGGACCCUCACCAUCUAUCAGGACCUUAAUAAGCCCCCCAUUACGGUCCCCAAGAAGGAACCCAGCCGAGAGUAUGUCCAGGUUUAACGAGUCUCAUAGAGUUAUAGCUGAUAAGGCAUAUGAAUUUGUAGAAGAUACAGAAAAGUGCGAGAAACUUAGUAUGUUUAGGAAACGACGGCUAGCAGAUAAGAAAUAUGAAUUUUCAGAGGAUAACAACGAGAAUAUCAUUCCGUUUAGAGUUUUAAGAAGUAAUAGAAAGUAUUUCACUGGUUCAACGAGUAAGAUUAGGAGGGCAAAGUCGCCAUCAGUGGAAAGUGUGGUGUUAAGGGCUCACAACCAAAUCAGUAGACCGCCAUCUCCAACGACAAGUACAGAUCUAAAGAAUCCCAAUAUAUUGAUGGAAUCUGACAGAAAUAGUGAAUCGGAGUAUAGAGUCACCGAGAUGUUGGACGAUGGUUCUCUGAAAACAGUGUCUGUGCAUGAUAAUACCUCAAAGACAUUAUCGGACUGCCCAGUUAGUGCUCAAGAUCCAUAUUUAGUGCAUUCAGGGAAUUCUAAGUGUAGUAAACUGUUUACGCGGUAUUUUGUUGAAAGUGACGAUGAGAUAACUUCAAUUUUAACGGAUUCUGAUGACGAUUGUAUAUCCGGGUACCACGUAGCGUUACCGCUGACGGGCCAUGGAGCCAGCUAUACCCCCCUACAGGCCAUCAGCUCUGGGGCAUGGGACAGAUUAAAAAGCAGUUCACCCCCUGCCUUACCACCACUCACCUUGAGGGCGCAACAAAGAUCGUUGGACACCGAGUUACUUUGCAACGAAGUAUGCGGUAGACUAUGUAAGAUCUCGGGCAAGAAGUUCAUAUACUGCUUCGAUUGGGGCUGUCAUGUGAUUGACGUGUGCCAAUCUAGUGGCUGUCUUUCUGGGCUUUGCGCCAUGUGGUUGUGGGCGAGUGACCCGCGCGAAAGGGGCGAAGAGGACGAGGGCUGGUGCGAGGCCUGUAAGGAUGCCGCAGGGGGUUGCGUCAUGCAUCGCAGGCAGUACACUGCUGAGUGCCUAUUCACAUACAACCUGGUGAGUGGCGAAUAUCUGACUGAGAAAGUGGCCAUGACAGAAGAUAACAGCCAGGAAGGUUGUCGAGUAUCGGGCGCGGUGCGCGCUCGUGAACUUGCAAAGGAACUUGGACCGAUAAAUUUCCCACCUCAUGAGAACCGGCUUCUUUCGACGCUUACUGGCAACAAAUCCCUCAGGAGAUUAACAGAUUUUGACAAUUGUGUGGAAAUAACGAAAAACCACGAUGACAGCUCGGAAUCGGAAUCCUCUUCAGACGAAAUCUCUCCCUCUGAUGACGAAGACUGAACUUAGUGUUUAGGAACAUUCAAAUUGUAUUGUAUUUUUUACCGAUUUUUAUGUUUUGACUAUGAGUUUGACAUUGACACAAAGGAGCCAAACAGUAAAUGAAAAACAAUAUACAUUAUGGGUAUAUAAUUUCAUUAAUUACUAGAAAUAGGAAAACGUAUGGUUUUUAUCCGGUAGAAGAGUCAUUGUUAUGAAUUUGUUCUUUUGUUUUAUUAAUGUCAUACUUUUUGCAUCAUAGAUCUCUUUAGUGUCUAGUUCUGUAUAAUAAAUAAAUACCAGAUGUGUUUAGAAAUAUAAAACGAUAAAUCAGAAAUGAUUACCGUUUUCUCAUCCAUUUUGUUUGUGGUAUACUCAGAAAUAAAUACUUCUUGAAAACGUUUAUUUUUGAAGUCUCUUAGUAAUUACGUGAAAUUUUUAAUUAAUUUUAAUUACAUUGGUAUGUAAUGUGAUGAAAAUUGGUGUAUGUAAUAAAUAAUUAUAUCACUAAUUUUAGAUAAAAGGAAAUAUGAAGGAUAUUGACAACAAACCCAACAUUGUCGUUGGAAAUGUUUACACACAUAUCUAUAAGUAUGAUAUCCUAAACACGAUAUCUUUAUCUUUAUUCAACGUUACCUUAAAGAAAGAGACGACAUAUCUAAAUUUAAACAACUUAUACCACAUUCUAAAUGUAAACAAAAUAUUUGUUUAAUCUGUCAAAUUGACAUAUUAAUAUUACACUUUCUUUCUGAGCAUUUUAUGGCACUUUUUGCCGCGCCAUGUUAAUCCUUUGAAGUAUUUCCGAACCAUUUGACAUAGGUUUUCUUUUUUUAAAAAGUGCUUAGCAACUCUUUCAGAUUGACAAUGCACUCGAGAGACUUCUGGCGUUGUUCAUGGGCGGUAUCACUUAACAUCACAUCAACUGAGCCUCCUGACCGUUUGCCCUCUGUUCUAUAAAUAAUACCACCAUAAACAAGCUUAAAUCAUUUAGUAUUCGGACCUUAGUUGGCUGUGACUUCUAACAAAUUGUAAAACAGGACUCGAAUGAUAUUUUUUUAAACUGGAUAACUUGCUCUCAAAAUAAGACUGAUAUAACAUAAAGCAAUAAAUACGUCAUAACAAUUCAUCCGUAUUCAACGUAGUAAUAAUGAGAAAAUCUUGAGGAUACUGUUUAUGAAAACAAUUUCACUAAACCUUAUCAAAAUUUCAAGAUAAUAUAACAAAUUUAAUAGACAUAUUUGAUUUAAUGACUAAAAAUAAUAUUUAAAAAAUUUUGUUGUAUGAUGUUCUACUUUUGAUUAAACAGCUCUCAUGCACUAUAUUGGAUUUAUAAGUAAAAUAAUAAUGCUCAGUGCGUUUAUUAUUUGAAAGGGUGAUAACCUUAGUUCGCAUAAUACAUUUAUCACAAAGUUAUAAAUUAGUGUUUUAAAAAUUAAUUAUAUACAGCAUAUAACAUCACAAAUAUUGCUAGAAAUGCAAAUUUAAUAACAGUUUAUAAAUAAGUACAAGAAAUAAUACGCUUGCUUAAUAGUAAUAUAAAAUCUCUGAAAAUGUUAUUGCCAUACAAUUUAAUUUAUAGCAAUGCUCUUAGUAUUAAAAUGGUAUUAUAAGAUUUUGACUUUCAGAUAUUUUGUCAAAUAAAACCCAAGUUAUACCGUAUAUUAGCAAUAUUUAGAGUGUAAAUGGACAACGAAAAUCUUACCUGAUAGUAAACUUCUCGUAUAUUUUUGUCCUUGCCCGCAUAAAUAUACUUUAAACACCAAGUUGCCAUAUAUAAGAAUUUGACCCUUAUCACUCUAGGGCCUAGGCCGUUAAAUAACAUCACUAAAAGGUUUUUCUAUUAUAGAUUUAAAGUAUGUUUAUAAAGUGGUAAAUAUGAAUUUUGUUUACAUUGAUGUCAGACAAUUAAAAUGUAUUAAACAAUUUGAUGUAAAAAUGUUUUGUAAAGAAACAAUAAAGGUUGUGUGUUUUGAUACUGGUUAUGUGUUUAAUGAUAGUAAGUUGUAAAUAGCCUUGAUCAUCUACAAUUUUGAGGUUCUUACUAGUCAUUUAAAAAAGAAAUAUUGAAAUUAACUCUUAAUGCCAAAGCAACUAGCAGUUCAAUGAUGUUUUUGUGUACUUUUUUCAAAUUAAUAUGAGGAAUAAGUGAGUUUGUGGCUGUGGCUAUGCAAAGCCUUUUAACAUACCUAUUGUAGACUCCUAAACUUAUGUCAUAAAAGUUUAUUAACAUACACCAUUUUGUAGUAAUGUGUCUGCUCCAGUGACACCUGGGUUCUCUAUUGAUAAUCCUAAUCAUAAUUACCGUGAACUGUAUUUAACUGGCAUAUUUUUAAUUUGCUAAUUCUAUAAGAAACAAGUCACAAUUUUGUAGAUGAUCUAAAUGUAUGGAAUUUAAUUAUUAAAAUCUACUCAGCAAUCCCUCAAUGGAUUAAGAUAUUGCAUUUAAUAUUAUUAUGUAGUCGCAAUAUAAAAUUGACUUGCCAUUGAUUGUAUAAAUAGUAAUUGUAAUAAAUAUUGAAAUUAU